Messenger RNA from Exophiala bonariae, 1902 nucleotides. RefSeq lists its product as uncharacterized. The transcript has a single exon. The record is from RefSeq and is a predicted model, not a curated record. Lineage: Eukaryota; Fungi; Ascomycota; Eurotiomycetes; Chaetothyriales; Herpotrichiellaceae. Bases 1 to 1902 code for a protein of 633 amino acids. Gene Ontology annotation, cellular component: nucleus. Gene Ontology annotation, molecular function: exonuclease activity; nucleic acid binding.
AUGUUUUCGGCUCUGGGGCUGUUCAAAGAUGUCCCUUGCCCUCGGGUCAAAGACUGUACCUUCCCCAGUUGCAUUUUUUCUCAUCUUGAGGUCGAAGCAGAAGAUGUCCCAGACGCAACAAAGGAGUAUGAUCCCUUCAGUGCGGGCAGGAUCUCACCUCCACCUGCAAAAAGGAGGAAGAUUGCAUCGCCGCAAGAACAGACUUCGCGAGAUGGUAUUCCAUCUACAGUUCCAAGCGUCAUAUCAACAUCGCGAAAGCUCGGUCAGCAUCAACCAGUGUCUGACGAUGGAUCACUUGGACAACCCAAGAGUGUUUCGAAGCCAUCAACAAAAUUGCUUGCCUCAACGCCUGUAGAACAAACAAAGUUGCCUCCCAGCUCUACAAAGAGAGAGGUAUCUCCGCCUCCACUUAGGAAGAACAAAGCUGCAAUUCCACCCGUCAAGAAAGAGUUCAAAGUGGAGACCCUAACACCUCGCAACGUUUCAAGAGCUCCCGCUGUGCUGAAGACAAGACUUUCAGUCCUUCAGGCUCUUCAUAAACAGGCACAAGAUCAGAACCAGAAAUUGAAAGCCGCGGAUGAAAAAUGGAGGCCUUUUAUUUUGGAUGAGCAGGAAUUGAUUCGUUUUGCUCUCGAUGAGGAGGAAGAGGCAACGAAGCUUGGUGAUGACAUCUACAGAAAUGCAAUGGCUCAGAACGUACUACGCAUCAAGAAGAUGAAAACGGAGGACUGGGUGAAUAAAAUCAAGGUCUGGACCGGACUUGAUACAGGGAUGGCCCAAACCUCGAAGAAUGCGAAGAAUGCUGAUCUGUCCGCCUCAUCUACAAAACAACUCUCGGUGAGCGAGGAGAUUAUACUACUUCAAAGACUCCGGACCAGUCUAGAGGGAUUGGAAAAAUUUGGUUAUGUCACAGCACAACCCACCACUACGGAGAUUGGGGCAGCAAAAGCGGCAAUGUCAUCAGCAGCCGGUUUCGAGAAAUGUGAUCGCUGCGGCACGAGGUUUCAGGUCUUUCCUGGAAGAGACGAAGAAGGCCGACUCACCAGUCACGGAGUGUGCCUGUAUCACUGGGCCAGAAUCAAUCGGGGUGCUAGCGCGAAGACCGAUAGAAUCGUCGGUCGUUCUGAGGCGAGUUUCCCUUGUUGCAAUCAGCUGGAGGGCAGUGAAGGUUGCACUGAAGCAGAGACUCAUGUAUUCAACGUCAAACAUCCACCCAGAUUGGCAAGUAUCCUUCAGUUUGAACACACACCACACUCAAAUAUCUCAUCCUCGGCGAAACCACUCUCAUUCGACUGUGAAAUGGGUUACACAACAUUGGGGAUGGAAGUCAUCCGUCUGACUGCUGUGACUUGGCCUGAGGGUCGAGUAGUUGUCGAUGUUCUUGUGCGACCAUACGGAGAGAUUCUUGACCUCAACACAAGAUUUUCGGGUGUGACCAGGGAAGCUUAUGCAAAUGCCACGGGAUAUGAAUCCGGCACUGAGCUGCAACCAACAGAUCUCCGAAAAGUUGGCUCGCCAGCAAUCGCUCGUCAGUUGUUGUUUGACCACUUGACACCUGACACUCCCCUUCUAGGACAUGCAAUUGACAACGAUUUGAAUGUUUGUCGAAUCAUCCACCCAUUUGUCAUAGACACAGUACUCCUGUAUCCUCACCCUCGAGGACUACCGAUUCGGUUCAGCCUUAAAGUGCUUGCUCAGAAGUAUCUCUCAAGGGGUAUCCAAACAGGGGGAGCUGCAGGACACGAUUCCAGUGAGGAUGCCAUUGCGACAGGAGAUCUCGUGAGGCAUAAAGUUGGCGAGAUAUGGACAACACUACAUCACGAAGGGUGGAAGUUUGUUGGUGGAGUAUUGAAACAGUCACUUGACAGUCAGGGAGAUGCGAAGACAAUAUCCAUGCUGUAG